This is a messenger RNA of Drosophila guanche, 2582 nucleotides long. It is a transcript of the gene stv, whose product is annotated as BAG domain-containing protein Samui. Lineage: Eukaryota; Metazoa; Arthropoda; Insecta; Diptera; Drosophilidae. The record is from RefSeq and is a predicted model, not a curated record. The transcript is spliced from 3 exons. Gene Ontology annotation, biological process: protein stabilization. Gene Ontology annotation, cellular component: cytosol; nucleus; membrane. Gene Ontology annotation, molecular function: protein-folding chaperone binding; adenyl-nucleotide exchange factor activity. The coding region runs from base 168 to 1796 and encodes 542 amino acids.
UACUCUGCUCAUUCAUUCACAUUCCGCCGAACGGAGCGUUUUAACGAACAAAGACAGAGCAGAAGUAAAAUAAAGUACAUUUGUAAUAGAACAACAAUUACUGUUAAUUGAUAGAGCAAACAAUCCGGAAUACGAUUGCAAAGCCGACUUUUGGAUUCGAACCCGACAUGGAUAUGGACAUGGACAGCAUGUUUCCGCGCUCACGUAUGGGGCGGAUGCACCACGAUCCCUUCGCCGGCUUCGGUGACUCACGUAAGCGGAGUAGUUUGCACGGUCCCCCCCAAACGAAUGCUGACGAUGCCUUUUCCUCCCAUUUUGACGACGCAGACUUUGGGUUCCCCCAGUUCUCGACCAUGGGCAGGCGCGGCCGCAUGGCCGGCGGUGCCAACAAUCACAUGGACCACGACGACGAUUUCUUUAACCGGCUGCCCUCGGAGUUCCGUCAGUACAUCCCCGAUGGCUUUGGGGCCAGGCGCGGCACGGGACAGGCGACUGGGGCUGUGCCUCCACAGCAGCCGCAGAAGCAGUACUACCAGCAGGAUUACCCUGUGGCACCACAGCAGCAGCAGUUCGUGCCAGUGGUUCCGCAGCAGCAGCAUCAGGUGCCGCAGUCGCCCUCAAAGCGCCUAUGCGAUGCGGCCAUCCAAACGGAGGAUCCUGCCGGACGUUCCGAGGUGGAUUGUGCCGCACCCGUUAAUCUGAAUCAGCAUGGUCUGCGCAACACUGUGGACAUGGGCGUGAAGAGUGUGGCAGAGCAAGACCAGGCGGCCCGCUCUCACUCUGCACCUCCUCCAGAGCAACAGCAGCAGAACCUGCUGUACCAACAACAACAGCGACCCACUCCCCCGCCUGGAGUGCAUCAGCCACAGUUUGGCACUCAGACCAGUCCACCGGUGCAAGGGCAGUAUCAGCAAGCGCAACAGCAGCCCCAGCAGCAUCCGCCUCAGUUUAAGUCGUACUAUGCCCCGCAUCAGCAAACGCAUCCUCAGCAGAAGCAGCAGACGCCGCCUCCUGCCCCACAAACGCCCGGGGGAAGCUUCAUCCGUACUAUUCCCAUCUUCGUGGAGGGUCGGACUGAGCCCAUUAUCAAUGCCCACAAGGAGAUUCCAAACCAGAAUGCUCCGCCUAGUGCCCAGGCCCAAUCUCAGGCCCAGGCCCAGGCCCAGGCCCACUACUCGCCACAGCAGUCGCGUCCAACGCCACUCAAUACUCAGCAGCAGCAGCAGCCGGCGGAGCAACAGUUUGCGGCAGAUGGAGCUGCAGGACUGCCACCCCAGACACCCCACACUCUCGAUUCGAUCAACAAGAUUCAGGACAUCCAGCGCGACGUGCUCGACCUGAUGACCAAGGUAGAGCAGUUCAAGGGCAUGCGUCAGGAGAAGGAGUAUGCCUACCUGGACGAGAUGCUAACCCGCAAUCUACUCAAGCUUGACACCAUCGACACUAACGGCAAGGACAGCAUUCGUCUAGCCCGCAAAGAGGCCAUCAAAUGCAUUCAGGCUUCAAUAAAUGUGCUGGAGGCCAAGGCCGAGGAGAACGCCAGGCUGGCGGCAGGAGUAGAGGCGGGCCCUCCCGUCAUCGAGCAGGCGGCCACAGAGGCUGCGGCAGAGGUGCAAGAGCCGGUCACACCACAGCCACAGGAUGCUACAAAGAUUCAAGAGCCAAUCCCUCUGCCUCCGCCACCAAGUGCUGUGGAGGGAUCCGCUUCCAACACUGCCGUGGAGGCUCCGCUAGCAGCAGCCGAAGCGGCUCAAACCGUCUCUUCGACUGAGACAACCACCUCGACGUCCGAAUGAUGAACAGAGCGCCUCUACAAGGCGACCACCACAUCGAGACAGCUACGCAAAUUAACCAAAUUCAAGUGAUGAUUGGGCGGGAGAAUGACGAGUGACGGCGAGAAAAGGAUUUUGUUUGGAAGUUACAGCGAAAACUUGAUUGAUUAAACGGCAUGUGAAGUGAAUGUGAAUACGAGUAUCUUUGAUAGUGUUCCAUGCACACAUGCAUAUACAUAUAUACAUACGUACUACACACACACACAUACAUAUAAGCAUACAAAUCUCAUGUGACAUAACAAAGGCAUCAGCAUCACCCAUAACACGCAAUACACCACAUGGUACGUUUCGUACACCGCAUAGAUUAGGCUAGGAAGGACUUUGAUAUUGAUAUAUUGAAACACAAAAAAGUGCCUGCAUAGAAUUUGAAAGUUAACAAACCGAACACGAUUUAGCAACGAUUUAUAAUGAUAACUCAGUGGCUUGACACUUGAAAGAGCUGAUUAUUUUUAAGCGAUAGAAGAUCACGACUAUACGAGUCCAGUUUUAAUAGUCCGAUGGGACAACUGCGGACGGAAUGGCAGGUAGCAGCAGCGAGCACCAGUAUGAUCUCAUACAAAUCUACAGCAAAUGGAGCUGAGCUUGCUAGCCACACCUCUCCGGGCGCACCGCUUACAUCGCGUCUUUGCUACAGUUGAAUCUGAAUUGUUAAACAAAGGCAAACAACACACACAAUUAUUGAAAACUCUUAUGAAUAACUAUUUAUGCUACUAAUUAAUACGAGAAUAAAUGUAGAUAUUGUUGACCAUA